Blepharisma stoltei is the source of this 1986-nucleotide messenger RNA. The record is from the annotation of a GenBank genome assembly. Lineage: Eukaryota; Ciliophora; Heterotrichea; Heterotrichida; Blepharismidae.
AUGGACGCAAAUACAGCCUAUUUGACCCAAAACACACCAGAAAACGUCCACACUGUAGAGCAUCCUUUAUCUGGCGGCAAAACUUUAGAGGAAAUCUUAAGCAAUAUUGAGAUGACCAUAAUCGAAGAAAAGGAAGAGCAUUUAAUCAUUGACCUUGUAGGCAUUGAAGCUCCUAUUGCGAAUGCCUUAAGAAGAAUUAUGCUCUCAGAGGUCCCAACAAUGGCAAUCGAGGACAUAAAUUUAUGGCAAAAUACAUCAGUGAUCCCAGAUGAAGUUUUAGCCCAUCGAAUAGGACUAAUUCCUAUUGAUGCUGAUCCACGAUUGUUCAAGUUUAAGCACCCUAAUGAAGAACACUCCUCAGAAAAUUGCAUUUGCUUUAAACUGCAUGCUGUAUGCAGAAGGCUAGAAGAUGGAAGCAUUGUGGGCGAUAAAGUGAUGUCAGGAGAUCUGCAAUGGCAGCCUUUUCCAAAUCAGCAAGAAAGGUUUGGCCAUUUUAAGCCUGUGCAUGAUGAUAUUAUCAUAGCAAAAUUAGGCUGUUUAUUUUUUAAACUCUGUCCUUAAACCGGAAAAUAUCGGCAAGCACUUUUUGUCUGUUUUAUCCCCCUUUAAAUUGAAGCAAAUUUGAUUUUCAAUAGAAAUAUCUUAACGAUGAAGAUACUAAUUUUGAUAAAAUUAGUUUUGACCAAUUUAUGCAAGUAGAAUAAUAUUUAAACAGUUUUCAACUGAAUCUAUUAAUUUUCUUAUUUAUUUUUUUAUGAAAACAAUUAAAUUUAAAGUAUUCAGCUUAUUUUAUUGUUUUUAAACAAUUAAAAAUGAAAAAAUUUUAAAUUUAUAAAAUUAGUUUUGAUCCAAUUUAAUAGAUACAACGCAAGUAGAAUGCCAUUUAAACAUUUUUCACACUGAAUUGAUUAAAUUUUUAAUUAUUUCUUCAUAAAAAUAAAUUAAGUUUCAAAGUAUUUGCUCAACUUUAUAUUUUUUUAACCUCCUUUUAAUUGGAAAAUGAUUUUUUAUUCCAAAUUUAAAGGGUGAAUACACGAAAAAUAUUAUGCCUUAGCAUAAUUUUGGGAUAGUUUCCACACAUCGGGAUAUUUUGCCACGUACCAAACCAAAUCCCACAUGUGUUGCAAUGACCCCCUCUUGCCAUGGGGCUGAGCCCAACAAGGAGGAUAAUACACCACUUAAAGAAAAAUAUUAUUUAAUAUGAAGCAAAGGUAUUUAUUAUAAUGCAUCUCUAGAUAAUUUUUUUAAAAUAAUAAGCCUGCACCAAUUAGGCCCAGGCCAAGAAAUUGAGGCAGAAUUAUUUUGCGAAAAAGGCAUUGGCGCAACUCACACAAAAUGGUCGCCUGUCUGUACAGCUUCAUACAGACUAGCACCAAAAAUAACAUUGAAAAAAGAAAUUGCAGGUGAAAACGCUAUCAAUCUAAAAAACAAAUGUCCUAUGGGUGUUUUUGACGUCAAAAAAGGGAAAGCUGUUGUAAAAAACCCUAGAAAUUGCACAUCCUGCAGAGAAUGCAUCAGAGAAGAUGACUCUAUGGUUAGUUUAGCUAAAGUAAAAGAUCAUUUUAUCUUUACAAUUGAGACGACUGGAGCUCUUUCACCAAGAGAUAUUUUUCGUGAAGCUAUUAAAGAGCUUACUCCCUAAUCAAUGAACAAAAACUUUUUUUUCACAGAUGGGGAAUUUUUUUUAAAAAAAAUUUAUUUUUUCUAAAUCUAAAAAACCCAAUAAAAGGAGAAAGUAAAAAUUAAUUUAUAGAAUUUAUGCUUUAAAAUUCAACAGAUUUAGCUAGGAUUCCAUAGUGAUAAUUAUCACUUAUAUAUUUGAUGUUUUUAUAAAAACAAUUUAUAUUAAAAUAUUUUUUGCUCUGUUAUGGAGGAUGGGUUUAUGGUCAAAAAUUAGGGUUUUUUCUCUCACGGAGGGGAGCUAGAGACAAAGCAGCUUUUUGGCUCGAUAAGAUCAAUAUUUAUAAAAGAACGCCUAAAAGUUAA